AUGGGAGCAUUAGGAUCGAAACCCAUCGUUAUCGAUGUCAAAAGGGAUAAAACUUAUUACCAUAAUACCUACCAAAUCGAGGUUAAACAUAAUCCAUUGACUGGUAGAGGCUAUGAAGAUUUCAAAGGCUUCAAACUUUACAGGCACGAACUUCCGAGUGGCAUAGGUUACUAUUUUGAAAACAUUCACCACGAUGGCAAGGAACAGAAUAUACCAAACAAGGAGACUUUUCUCUACAACUCCAGAGGCGUCACUGUGUUCUACUGGGCAAGCGAUUUGGAAAACGUCCUGCCGCUGAUCAUAAAGUACGAUUCAGACGAAUCAACGUUCUUUUACAAGAAGGAAAACAUAGAUACAAACAAAUGGUCAGGCAUAAAUUAUGGUCUUAUCCCCUAUCUACCAAGUGACCUCGGCACAACAGUCAAGAGAAGCUUUGGUGAGGUGGUAAUACCCAACCUCUCUGCGGCAAAAACUACGACAUAUUGUGCUCAUCCGUCUCUGGAGUGUUUCAAAAAUCCCGGAUCUUGUGGAGGAUCAUCUCGGCAUUACUCUGGUUUUCUCACUCUAUCCGUGAGCCGGUCCAGCGAACCCUGUCAGGGCUACACCAAGAUUACUCAACAAGGCCAAUAUGGACGACCCUUUAGGAUUCUUUCCACCUACUGUACUUUCAAAGGGGGCCAGAUUCAGCUCGAUAAACCAAAAUUGGAAAAUGUCACUUCAGUCUCCGUCUACUAUUGGGAAGGGGAUACAGCCUUUAAGAAUCCUCUAAUUCUGGAGCUCCAGUGUGUUAAAGGGCAAAAAUACCAAGAAUUCUACACCAGAAGUGCUGAUGGCAAAAAAUGGAUGCAUGCUUCCAACAUAGACUCCUCCAAGUUGGCUGACGAUCUGGACGUCCUAAACUGUGAAUACAAUAAUGCAGUCCCAGUUGACAUAUGCAAGAGAGAUGAUGGCACUAAGUCUAAAUACUUUGAGAAGACUGGUAGUGAAUCGUGGAAAGAUAUUACAGAGGGAGACUUUGAUAAGAAGCUUCAGGAAAUGGGAGAAGCUGUAAAAUCUAAUAGCAACACUCCUCGGGAUGCUUAUCUAAAUAUUGCCCAUCCAAAUAGACUACUAUGCAAGUCCUUCGACUACUCUUUUUCUGGUAAUGCAGUAAAACUGGUCGUCCCAAAGAAGGGCAUUUCUAUAUCUACGCUCGUAAACGGUGCUGAGGAGGAUGCUUAUACUCUUCCCUCUGGAGAGACAUUUGGCCAUGCCAGAGUUUAUCUCAACAAGGACGGUAGAGUAGAGCUAGUUCUUGUAGUAACUAGGACAUCUGAUACCCCUAAGGAAACUUAUCUUGAACUUAAAGAUUGUAACUGGAGACAAUGCAGUAAUAUUGACGCUAAGAUUAAGAGUUUAAGGGAUCUUGCAAAUUACAUAUCAGACUUUGACAUCGAUAUUUCCGCAACUAGUUCAGAGAAAUGCACCAUCUUUGAAGUAGAUCUCUUGGGAGUUACCACUAGACACUUUUAUCCCAAACCUGGUCAUGUCUCCACCAAAGUAAAGGACGGUAAUAAAGAACUAUGGACUCCUAUAAAUGCUUCGGAUGUUUGUCUAUCAUGCCUUAUUUAUAAACGUGGUGAUAAGGAAUUACUUGAGAUUACAGUUUUAGAGGACUAUUCAAGGAGAUGGAAGUUCUUUGAAAAGACCGCUGAUGGCUGGGUCUCCAUUGAUAAGGAAGAGUAUAAGAAUAAGCUAAAUGAAAUGAGAGGACUUCCUAAGGCUUCUUAA
Theileria equi strain WA is the source of this 1770-nucleotide messenger RNA. RefSeq lists its product as hypothetical. The record is from RefSeq and is a predicted model, not a curated record. Lineage: Eukaryota; Apicomplexa; Aconoidasida; Piroplasmida; Theileriidae. Bases 1 to 1770 code for a protein of 589 amino acids. The transcript has a single exon.